This is a messenger RNA of Cariama cristata (Red-legged seriema), 1915 nucleotides long. It is a transcript of the gene TMEM87A, whose product is annotated as transmembrane protein 87A. The transcript has 19 exons. The record is from RefSeq and is a predicted model, not a curated record. The annotation marks the transcript as partial. Gene Ontology annotation, biological process: retrograde transport, endosome to Golgi. Gene Ontology annotation, cellular component: Golgi apparatus; Golgi cisterna membrane. Lineage: Eukaryota; Metazoa; Chordata; Aves; Cariamiformes; Cariamidae.
CCCAUUAAUAUAUCUUCCUUUUUUGUGCCUUUGCAGGGGAAGAAGUUUAACUUUGGGAAGAUUCUCUUCAGUAAUACCACCAUUUUCCUGAGAUUUGAAGGGGAUGAAAAAGCUUGUGAACCCUCCCAAAGUUACAAUGUUACUUGGUACUUAAGAUAUUCUGACUGCUACAAUGAAGUCUUCAACUUUGGGGAUGAACAGGCAGAGUACUAUUUUGGGGCUACAUCUGAAGAGCAUCCGGGUUGGUCAGGAUACUAUGCCACAGCUUCUCUCCUCUUUCCAAAUUGCUCUGAGCUCUUCAGGCCUCAGAUUUUCUAUAAAGAGUUUGUUCAUCCAGAGCCUCUCUCACCUGAGAAACAAGAGGGCUUAAAAGAGAAGAAGGAGAGUGGAGGAAAUCACACAAUGGUGGCAGAUAAAACUGCAAUGAAUGCCGUUAUCAAAACUUGGCGAGAUGGGCCGUAUAUAUUUAUUGUACAAAUUGGAAUUACAACUGCAAAGGAUUCUACUACCAGAAGUAAAAGAGCGGAGAAAACAACACCUUCCUCAUAUCAAAAUAAGCCCUUUACAAUGACAGUAGAACUGAAGGGGCCAUAUGAGUAUCUCUCACUUGCAGACUAUCCUCUGAUGAUUUUUUUCAUGGUGAUGUGUAUUGUGUACGUAUUCUUCGGGGUUCUAUGGCUUGCGUGGUCAGCCUGUUACUGGCGGGAUCUCCUGAGGAUCCAGUUCUGGAUUGGUGCUGUUAUCUUCCUGGGAAUGCUCGAGAAGGCAGUUUUCUAUGCAGAGUUCCAGAAUAUCCGCUACACGGGGGAAUCUGUUCAAGGAGCAGUAAUACUGGCAGAACUGCUUUCUGCUGUGAAGCGCUCAUUGGCUCGAACUCUGGUCAUCAUAGUCAGCCUGGGAUAUGGGAUAGUCAAGCCUCGCCUUGGAGUUACUCUUCACAAAGUAGUUAUGGCUGGAGCCCUUUAUCUGUUAUUUUCGGGCAUGGAAGGUGUUCUUAGAGUCACAGGGGCCCAGAAUGAUCUUGCCUCCUUGGCUUUUAUUCCCCUGGCUUUCCUAGAUACUGCCCUGUGCUGGUGGAUAUUCAUCAGCUUAACUCAAACAAUGAAACUGCUAAAACUUCGAAGGAAUGUUGUGAAACUCUCUUUGUAUCGGCACUUCACCAACACACUCAUCUUGGCAGUAGCAGCAUCUAUCGUAUUUAUCAUCUGGACCACCAUGAAGUUCAGGCUGGUGGACUGUCAGUCGGACUGGCAGGAGCUAUGGGUGGAUGAUGCCAUCUGGCGUUUAUUGUUUUCAAUGAUCCUUUUUGUCAUCAUGAUUCUGUGGAGACCAUCUGCUAACAACCAAAGGUUUGCUUUCUCACCACUGUCUGAGGAGGAGGAAGAUGAUGAGCAGAAAGAGCCAAUGUUAAAGGAAAGCUUUGAAGGAAUGAAGAUGAGAAGUACAAAGCAAGAACCAAAUGGGAAUGUAAAAGCAAACAAAGCUCAGGAUGAUGACCUGAAGUGGGUAGAGGAGAAUGUUCCCUCGUCAGUGACAGAUGUUGCUCUUCCAGCUCUUUUGGAUUCAGAUGAGGAAAGAAUGAUUACACACUUUGAAAGGUCCAAAAUGGAAUGAAGGAAUAGCUUUUUGCUAUUGGAAGUGGAGACGCCUCUUUUAAAGUUGCUUGGUGGAACAAGUGCAUCCUGCUGAUUUGUUUCUUGAUCCCAGACUUGGAAGUUUGAUGCUUUAUUGUCAUGAAGGCGUCCUGCUUGGAAGAAGUUCACAAGGACAGUAUAAACCUUUUGGAAAUUUGGAUUUACAAAGUUGCUGCAAGUUUGGAUUUUUAAGCAAUUUAAAUGUGUACUAUUCCUGCACCUUCUGUAACUUUUCAAAUAUUUAAUCUGUGAAACUAAAAUUCCUAAUGUCUGCUUGAGGA